AUGAUAUUGAAAGUGAAAGAGUUCUGUGAAGCGGAACAAAAGAAUCAAGGUGUUUUAAUACCACUAAACAAUGUUCGGAAGAGAGUCGCCGCCAUUACAGGUGUGUCAGUGAAAACUGUAACAAGAAUUACAAAAGAAGGUAUAAUAGCGACGAGUACUUCGAAAAAAAUUGUCACCCCGGGGAAGAGUCGCCCGCAUCCGAAAAAGUUCGACUUAGACGGCUUCGAUGGGCUUAUACGGCAGGAAUAUGACGAAAUAGAAGAGUCUCCGAAAUGGGAAGGAAUUCCCGGGUCCCUUAUUCUUAUUAAUGCUUUGGAAGAUUCAAGUACAAUUUCAAUGGCACAUGAAGCAACUUGUCGUCUUAUAAAACAAUAUCUUAGGUCAUCAAGCUCUCAAAUGAACUGUUAUUUUGUCAAGAAUAUGGUGGUGAAAGAA
Molecule: messenger RNA, 435 nt
Organism: Iphiclides podalirius (scarce swallowtail)
Lineage: Eukaryota; Metazoa; Arthropoda; Insecta; Lepidoptera; Papilionidae
Source: the annotation of a GenBank genome assembly